UCAACACACACACUUACACACACACUCUACAGAGCACAUCUUGAGUAGUUUAGAGACAGUCCUCAGCAACAUAGGAAGAGAGAGUGGAAAAAAGGUGUGUGUAAGAGUAGUACGUUUAUUGUUUUUUUUUAUGUGGUGUGAGCGUUGAGGACAGGUGUGUGUGUGUGUGUGUGUGUGUGUGUGUGUCUCUGUGCGUGUGUGUAUGUGUGUGACAGUGUGUCACAGUGUGUGUAUGAGUGUGUGUGACAGAGUGCUGGCGUGUGAUGGCUCUUUUGCGUUAGUACUUGUUCAGACGGGAGAGUUGGAGGCAGUUCUUUUGUAGGACUCGCAGGGAAUGGCAAACUACACGGUAACCCUGGAAACCUAUCUCUAAUGACAAUGGCUGAGGCGAUCUGCUGCACCUUGGUGAACUGUACCUGUGAUAGUUUCAAACCUGGGAAACUGAAGAAAAGACUGUGUGAGCACUGCAAGCAUGGAUGGGUAGCGCACGCUCUGAGCAAGCUGAAGCUGCACCACAUGUACCAGGGCAGCCAGGUGGAGAUCGUCCACUCCAACGUGGUCUUUGACAUCUGCAGCCUGAUGCUCUACGGGACCCAGGCAAUCCCGGUCAGACUAAAGAUCCUGCUGGACCGGCUGUUCAGUGUCCUGAAACAGGAGGAGGUCAUCCAGAUCCUCAAUGCAUUGGACUGGACCCUACAGGACUACAUCCGAGGAUACGUCCUACAGGACAUAGCAGGGAAGGUGUUGGACCGCUGGGCCAUCAUGACGUUCGAGGAGGAGAUUGCUACGCUGCAGCAGUUCCUCCGCUUCGGCGAGACCAAGUCCAUUGUGGAGCUGAUGGCGCUGCAGGACAAGGAGGGCCAGGCCGUGCUGGUCCCCAGCACCCGCACCAACUCAGACAUCCGCACCUUCAUCGAGCGCAGCACCCCGCGCACUGCCACCACCAACAACGUCCUGACCCCCAAGGUGGAGAAACUGAGCUCGUCCAAAGCGCACCACUUUGAGAACUUUAUUAAUAGUAUGGCGUUUAUGCUACCAUUUCAAUUGUUGGGCUCCGUGCCAGCGCCUCUCCUGGGGUCACCACCGGGGGCGCUGCAGCAGCAGCAAGGGGGGCAGAUGGAGCAGGGGCAGAGACGGGGGGACGAGAACCCCAACGCCCUCCCCCUCCCCGGGCCGCCUCCCACCGAGAGCAGCCUGGUGGGCUCUAGCUCCGCCUCAUUCACCUCUGACCUGGACAGGGGUGGAGACAACCCUAUGGACGGCCUCUCGGCCACGCCCAAGAUGGAGGCUGAGGACUUCCCCACCAGCGACAACUACUCAGACGGCCGCUCCACACCCUGCACCCCCUCCAUGAUGAACUCUGACUUUACCCAGAUGUCCCCGGAUAGCAAGCUCCAACGCUCCAUGGACCGGAAUGGGGGAGGCGGGGGAGGAAGUCUCAAGAAGGGGCGUGUGUACUGCAGUGCGUGUGACAAGACCUUCUACGACAAGGGCACGCUGAAAAUCCACUACAACGCUGUGCACCUGAAGAUCAAGCACAAGUGCACCAUCGACGGCUGCAACAUGGUGUUCAGCUCGCUGCGCAGCCGCAACCGCCACAGCGCCAACCCCAACCCGCGCCUGCACAUGCCCAUGAACCGCAACAACCGCGACAAGGACCUGCGAGGCGGCGGGAGCCUUUCGGCCGACGAAGACUCCGAAGCAAGCGACAAACCGCAGUCUGAGUACCCCCACUCAUCCAUCCCGGUGUCCCUGACCUCGUCCCCCGACAGCCAGAAGUCGGUUGCCAGCUACAUGGUGAGCCAUGUGGACUCCACCACCAGCAGCACCAAGCUGCACCACAGCAGCUCCUUCCCCAGCAUGGGGCACCUGGGCCACGGCAUCCUCUUCCCCAACCUGAAGACAGUGCAGCCUGUGCUGCCUUUCUACCGGAGCCUGGUGACCCCUGCCGAGCUGGCCAACAGCCCCGGCCAACACCUCCCAUCCCUCCCCGUCCUCUCCUCCUCGCUUCCCCUCAAACCUACCUCCAUCACCGCCCCAGACGCCUGCGGUGCCAUCAUCGACCCUGUGCCCAAGAAGAAGUCGCGGAAGUCGAGCAUGCCCAUCAAGAUCGAGAAGGAAGUGGUAGAGAGGGAGGGAGGGAUGGGGGAGGACAGCGGUUCAGAGGACAUGAGCCCUAUACAGGGUAGGGACAAGGAGGAGUGUGAGAGAGGGGUAGGAGGAGGGGGGGAUUUGUGUACGAGACAGAUGGGUGUAGAGAGGGAGAGGGAAAGAGAGGAGAGAGGAGUCAUUCUAGCUGGGGAGAGAGGCGAGAGGGAGGGGGUGAAGCGGCAAAGGUCCCACAGCCCGGAGAGAGAGAUGUGUGGAAGCAGGGAACAAGAGGAGGACAAAGACGAAAAAGAAGAGGGAUCCCAGCAGGCAGAGACAGGUAUGAUCACCUGCGCCUCAUCCCCCUAUGAUGGAAAACUCAACCACAGAGAGAACCACAGCCUCUCUCUGAGCAGAGACCACACAGAGACAGAGGGAGAGGAGGGCGACCAACCAACCUCCCGGCACCAAGACAAGCUGUGCGACGACAUGGACCACCGACUGACCAACGGCGGUUUGUUCAGACUAGGUGACAGAGGGAAGGAUGGACCAGAGGGCUGUAUGGAAGACUACACCGACUCUAGCCUCCUGCAGUCUCGUAUGGACUCUGAGGGGCCACUGGACAGGGAUGACCUUCCACACCACUGUGAGAUCUGCAGCAAGACGUUCAACAACCAGUACAGUGUGAAGAUGCACUACCGCAACGUGCACCUGAAGGAGAUGCACAUGUGCACGGUGGCUGGCUGCAACGCUGCCUUCCCCUCCCGCAGGAGCAGAGACAGGCACAGCUCCAACCUCAACCUCCACCACAAGCUGUUGACCAAAGACCUGUACAGCCCAUCACCCCGCUCCCUAUACUCCCCAGCCUCCCUCUGCAGGGACAAAGACCCUGUCAGCCUGGACUACCGCCAGGACCUGAGAGACCUCCAGAGGGAUAGAGAGCUCCAGAGAGACCCAGGCAGCCAGACGUCCGUCAUCUUCAGAGGACACAACCGCAUGGGCCUGGUCUUCCCCAUGAGCAAGAUGGCCGAUGAAAGGACAGGGGAGAAUGCAGGAGAGGAGCUGGGAGGAGGAGGAGGGGUGGAGGAGGGGACGGUACUGGACCUAAGUACGUCAUCGUCUGUACCUCCUCGUGGUGGCAGCAGCGCCCGUUCCUCCUGGGACUCGGAUGGGGCAGGCAGUGAGGAAGGGGAAGGGCUAGAGGAGGAGCCUCUGCCAAUGGAGGAGGACAGCGAUGGGGAGAGCUGCGAUGGGAUUGGUCUUGGAGGCCCCAGUGGGGAAGGAUUAGGUUCGGGCGGGGAGAGGACCCUGGGCUGUGUGGGGGGAGGACAGGUGGGGCCGCAGGGGGGCGGAGGUGGCUCACCCAUUACCUGCCACGUGUGCCAGAAGGUAUACAGCAACAAGGGGACGUUCAGAGCCCACUACAAGACUGUCCACCUGCGCCUGCUGCACAAGUGUAAAGUCCCAGGCUGUGACACCACAUUCUCGUCAGUACGGAGCCGCAAUAGACACAGCCAGAACCCCAACCUGCACCGCAACCUGACUGGCAGUGGCGGCGGCACCACUCUAGACCAGGAGUAGGGCCUUGCCCAAGCUUCAGCUCACACAGACCCUGAUUCACUCUCACUGUAUUCUUUAGUGUUUGUUUAUUUCACACCAGAACAGGCUUGCAGGUUAGCACUUUUUGAAAAAAAAUCCAUUGUUUUUGGGGGGGCAAUGUCUGUAGUGAGCUUGGGAUUGUGGAAUCCAGCUGCAUUUUUCUUUGUUAUGGCAGAUUGUAUCUGCUUUUUUUGUGCAAAUGUUACAGGACAGUAUAUCUCCCUGAAUGUUGAGUGGAUUUCUCCAGGUACAUCAAGUUCAGCAACCUCAAAUUGUUCUGAGGUACACAUGAAGACCUUCUGCAUUCCAUUCCUUGGACACUCAUUUUAGACUAAUUAUGUUUCCUUCCCCCUGCCAACAUUUUUGAAAUAUGUUCUUUUAAAUUGAUAUUUAUUGAUGGUACAUGUAGAAAAACAGCAAUUUAUUUUGGACACGAAAUUGACAAGUCAUUUUCCUAUCAUGUAUUUUUGUCUUGAUUUAAAACACUUAAUCAUGCAUCAUCUUUUAAAACGUUGUGCAUCUCAACCCCUCUCUCUAGCUCUUUUAUUUCUAUGCACUAAUUCUAAAUAGUUAGCCUUACAGUCUAGUAUAAUUCACUCACAUCCAGUUUAGGAUCACCUGCUAGUUUCUAAAUCACAUACUGUUCAAGUGACACUUAUCUCCAAUCAUCAACAGUGUUGGAAAAAGUAAAGAUACCUUCAUAGAAAAUGACUCGAGUAAAAGUGAAAGUCACCCAGGAAAAUACUACUUGAGUAAAAGUAUUUGGGUUUAAAUAUACUUAAAUAUCAAAAGUAAAUGUAAAAGUAUAAA
Messenger RNA from Salmo salar (Atlantic salmon), 4497 nucleotides. Its product is annotated as zinc finger protein basonuclin-1. Gene Ontology annotation, biological process: regulation of transcription by RNA polymerase I. NCBI's taxonomy places the organism in Eukaryota, Metazoa, Chordata, Actinopteri, Salmoniformes, Salmonidae. The record is from RefSeq and is a predicted model, not a curated record. Gene Ontology annotation, cellular component: nucleus.